AGAUGAGAAAAGAAUCGAGUAAGAAAAGCAAGAAAAAGGCCUUUCCUUGCAAUAGUGGCCAGCAGCAUGAACAUAGUGGUCAUCAUGAUCUAAGCCAAGGCAAGGGCAACUUGCUUUAAAAUGUAUUCAUUUCUCAAAACCCCAACCCCACGUUGUUUUGAGUCUCUUAAUUUUCCUGUAGCUCUUCAACUUUUCAUAUUCAUAGUUUCCGGAUAAAUGGCACAGAAGGUGGUUCUACAGAUGAUGACCAUGAAUGAUGAAAAGACAAAGCAGAAAGCUAUCGAGGCUGUUGCUAAUAUUUACGGGGUUGACUCAAUUGCCGCUGAUUUGAAGGAGCAGAGGUUGACCGUCAUUGGAGAAAUGGAUACAGUUGCAAUUGCGAAGAAGCUAAAGAAAAUAGGAAAAAUAGAUAUAAUCUCAGUUGGCCCAUCCGAACAGGAGAAGAAAGAUGAUAAGAAAUGAUUCUAAGUAAUUGUCGGCUGGCUUACCUUAUAAUUACCUAUUUUGUAUAGAUAUUCAUAUUUUGCAAUGGUAUUCUAAGCAGUAGUUAUAUGUAGUCAUUCGGACAUUGAAGAAGGUCUUGCAGCUCUUUUCAUUGGAGUGUGCUGGUGAUUAAGAGUGAUUAAAUAAUGGCGGUGCAAUUAUCGUUGUCCUCUUCGAAAGAGAUGAAAACGAUUAAAUUAAUGGUCUUUGUCAUUGUCAGUUGCCUAGUAACAACCCAACACCAGGGGUUCGUUCUCACCAUCUUCAACCUAUGAAAAGGCAUGUUUCAGAUGGAAACAGAUGAUGAG
This is a messenger RNA of Populus euphratica (Euphrates poplar), 791 nucleotides long. RefSeq lists its product as uncharacterized. The transcript has 3 exons. Lineage: Eukaryota; Viridiplantae; Streptophyta; Magnoliopsida; Malpighiales; Salicaceae. The record is from RefSeq and is a predicted model, not a curated record. Gene Ontology annotation, molecular function: metal ion binding. The coding region runs from base 217 to 462 and encodes 81 amino acids.